This is a messenger RNA of Dendrobium catenatum, 3662 nucleotides long. RefSeq names its product ubiquitin carboxyl-terminal hydrolase 2. The coding region runs from base 284 to 3361 and encodes 1025 amino acids. Gene Ontology annotation, molecular function: zinc ion binding; cysteine-type deubiquitinase activity; cysteine-type endopeptidase activity. NCBI's taxonomy places the organism in Eukaryota, Viridiplantae, Streptophyta, Magnoliopsida, Asparagales, Orchidaceae. Gene Ontology annotation, cellular component: nucleus; cytosol. Gene Ontology annotation, biological process: protein deubiquitination. The record is from RefSeq and is a predicted model, not a curated record. The transcript has 2 exons.
CCAUCUAUCUUCGAAAUCCACACCUCCGGUUUUGAUUGAAUGCUCUUGGAGUCGAGAUCUUUCCGAAUUUUAUCAAAAGCUACGAUCUGGGUAUUUUUCAGUAGCGUUUGCUGAAAUAGGCAUCGCAAAUCCAGGCUUAAGCAGCUUAACUGCUUCGGAUAUUGUCCUUUUGACUUCUUUCGUUCCUUUGAGUGUCGGUUCCUUUUUGGUAGAUUCUUCUCAGGUUCAAAUUAUAUAUGAUUUUUUGUCUUGUUCUAUUCAUUGCAUUCAUUGAUAAGUGCUGAUGGGUAAGAAGAUGAAGAAAAAGGUUCCAAAUCCUCGCAAAGCCCAACUUCGGGCUUCUAUGGGAUCCCCAAAAUCUGUGCUUGAGGGGUCUCCUGGUGAUGAUGGGAAUAGAGAUAAGAAGGCUUGCAGUCAUUGCACUCAAAGCACUACUGAGCUGAAUCAGAUUCUAGUUAAAAUCCGAUCCUCUUCAAUGGAUGUUGUUACCUGUGAGCAUUGCAGGGAAGAGCCACUUAACAGGCGAGGGGGGAAGGAAAAAGGGAAGCAGACCAAGAAAAAAGGUGCAGGAACAAGAGCUGCUGAGGCAAAAUCAGAGCAAAAUUUCAUGUGGGUGUGCUUGGAUUGUGGCCGGUAUUUCUGCGGAGGUGGAGUGAGUAUUUUGGAGCCUUAUGGUCACGCUCGGAGACACGCGAAGCAGGACCAUCACCAGUUGACAGUUCGGGCCGACGAUCCACUUAUCAGUUGGUGCUAUUGUUGUUCUUCUUCUGUGCCUAUUGAGAUGCCAGAGGAGGUAAUAAAAGAAGGGAAUGAAACAGCCACGAAUGAUAGGAGUAGGAGUUUGAGAGGUGUUGCAUUUGAGCCUUUGGAUUUAGAUAAAUUGAAGGGGUACAAAGUUAGAGGGCUUUCAAAUCUGGGGAACACUUGCUUCUUUAACUCUGUCAUGCAGAAUCUCUUUGCUGUAGAUCUUUUGCGAGAUGCUUUGUUGGGUUUGGAUAGGCCUUUUGGUCCUCUUUCUGUGGCACUUAAGACACUUUUCACAGAAACAAGCAAAGCAGAUUCUAAGGGUGUUAUAAACCCUAAAGCUCUUUUUGGGUGUAUAUGUGCCAAAGCACCACAGUUCAGGGGGUACCAGCAACAAGACGGCCAUGAAUUGCUCCGCUACCUGCUUGAUGGAUUGCAUGUUGAGGAAACAAAUGCAAGGAAGAAAUCAGAGUUUGUUGACAAUGAAGAGCAGUUAAACACUGAAGCAACAGCUACUUUAGUUGAUUCCAUCUUUAAUGGUCAGCUAUCGAGCACCAUCUCUUGCAUGGAAUGUCGGCAUACUUCAGUUGUGAAUGAGCCUUUCCUGGAUCUCUCGCUGCCGGUGCCUUCAAAGAAGCAUCCAUCAAAAAAGGUUCCACCACAUCCUUCAAAGAGGCCUAACCAAAGGGAUAAAAACAAAUCACGACAGGUUCGAGAAAGAGGUUUUGCUCAGAUGUCUUCCAUGUGUGUGAUUCAGAAUGGAGAAAGCAAUGAACAACACUCAGAAAGCUGUGAAUCCGGAAUAGCUGUACCACUACCAACACAUGAUAAUACUUUGGAAGCACAAGACUUUACAUGGAUGGAUUAUCUUGGAGCUGAGUCACCAAAUUGCAAUGACUUUGGUGCUAAUGAGUUGGAAGCUUCUAUUGUGCAUAGUUCUUACAGCAAGCAGGAAAAUGAGGUCACGAGCAAUGAACAAUCUGUUUCUGGAUUGCAUAAUGGGACUGAGAGCAUUUUGAAUUCUGUUUCUGAUUUGCAUGCGGCCAGUUGUUCUAAUGAUUUAACAGUGUCUUCAGAUACUUUUGUUGAGAGAUCUUGUAAAAAUGAAGUCCCCCAAUAUUGUGCUCCAGUUGCUGAUAUCAUAUUGCUUCCCUAUAAGCAGCAGGACCAGGAUUUGGCUGACCUGGAUAUGAAUGACACAACCUCAUUUUCUCCGGAUCCAGAAAAUACGAAUCCUAGAAAUGUUUCUGCUAGUGAGUAUUGUGCUGCUAACCCUGGUUGCAAACAAGCAGUGGAAGACUUUGAUGGUUUUGGUGAUCUAUUUAAUGAGCCUGAGGCUACUUCUCAUUUAAAUGCAGAAACCAAUAAUGAAGAAGAUAUGGACAUAACUUUGUGGAAUGGUAACAUCAGUGAAUCAAAUCUGGAAGAAGUUGAUGAUACGGAUGUUCCAGUAUCAAUUAAUAGCUGCCUUGCUUUAUUUACUAAGCCAGAGCUUCUUUCUGAUGAACAAGCAUGGUAUUGUGAGCAUUGUUCUGAGAUUUUGCAAGAAAAUAGGGAACUUGGAACAAGCAAACUGCAUGCAGUUGAAGUUUUGGAUCUGUCUAUGACGUUGAAUUCAAUGGUGGCUGAAGAUGAAUUCAUAUGUAACAAGGUUGCGGCCAGCUCCCAUGGGUGUUCUGACAAUGUCAAAGUUUUAGAUAAUGGAAAGUUCGUAUCUUUAAUGAAGAAUGUAGACAUUCUGGUGGAAGAACGUUUUGAUCAAUGUGCGGAAAUGAAUAGUUCCCAGAAAGAAAUUAGUCAAGAAGGAUCACAUACUAGUGGAGAGAUCAGCUGUAAUAAAACCUUAUAUUCAACGGAGACAGAUACCGCUUCUUGCUCCAAUAUGGCUUGUUGCCCUGCUGUUCUUGACAAAGACACCUCGGAGUCAGAGCCAUCUCAAUAUUUUUCAAGUCCUUCAAUUUGUGUCAACAGUCAUGCACAAGAUUGUUCAAGCAAUCAAGAGAGUAUUUUCGAGGGCAUAAAUGAUCGAAGUAGUGUCGAAAAUGAUGGGAAAAAACCAAAAGUUGCCUCUCAUGGUUUGCAGUCUCACACAAAAAUAUUGCUUCACAAAUCUAGCGUUGACAGACCACAAGAAGUUAGCCGGCAGAGGAAGAAAGGUUUGAAGUCCGGUAAAGUUCUUCCAGCUAAGGACAAUAAGGGUGAAGGAAUCAAGAUAGUCAAGAGGGAUGCAACAAAAAGGAUCUUAAUUGACAGAGUCCCACCUAUACUAACGAUCCAUUUGAAGAGAUUUAGUCAGGAUGCUCGUGGCCGCUUAACUAAAUUGACUGGUCAUGUUAAGUUCCAAGAGACAUUUGAUAUGAGGCCAUAUAUGGAUCCAAGGUGCAUCAAGGAUCAAUCCUUCUACCGUCUCAUUGGGGUGGUGGAGCAUUCAGGGAGCAUGAGUGGAGGCCACUAUGUAGCUUAUGUGAGGGGCAAUGGAAGAGGAAGCAGAACCUCAACUGGCACUGGCAGUGCAGGGAAAGCCUGGUUUUAUGCCAGUGAUGCUUGUGUGAGGGAGGUUUCCUUGGCUGAAGUGCUUCAGUCUGAGGCAUACAUUCUGUUUUAUGAGAAAAUGUGAUCUGAACUCAAGUUCAGUUCAGCUUUUUCAAUGACAAAUUUCUCCUGAUAAUGGCAGAAAAGGAUGGGAGAUGUGCAGAUUGAUGGAAAUAACCUUAAACUGGUUAGCCAUUUUUUGAAAUUAUUACGAGCAGGGGUUUUGUUCCAACCGUUGGGGAGUUGGGUGAAGCCUGUAAAGGGCCAAUUUUUAUUUUUAUUUUUUUUUGUUUCUUGUAAUUUUUGUAACACUUGCCUGAGGAGAAAAGAGUUCAUCAUUUUGAAAUGGGCAUAAGAUUUUGAGUGUUUUUUUUUUUGGAUGAAAA